AUGAAAGAGAGCAAGAAAGGGUCUUUCACAUGUAUAUGUAAGCCGAUUUGUUUUGUGCCUGAUGAUAAAGCGAUUUCGGAGUGUCAUCGAAAAGAAUCUAUGAAAACCGGGAGAAAGCAAUCCUGCGCUACGACAAAUACGAUGACUUUUACUCAUACUGACAAACCCUACACUACAACUCAUUCUGGGCAUGGUGAUCGUUUUUGGCCGCGCCUGUUGCAUGCAUUGCCCUCUUUUGACGUAGCCAACAGUACUGUAAACGAAGGCAAAAAAAAAGUACAGGCCUUCUCCGUAAAAAAUUUCACAGAGUCACCAUCAGGAUAUAAUUCAAUUACUUUGAUUUCUUCCCCCCGAGUGUUACAUCCAGAAGACCUACCGACAGUUAUUUUGGACUCGACAAACGUAAGGUCUCGACGAAAAUCAGUCAGGAAUACUUGUAUGGCUUCAGUUACUGUUCAUGAUACAGUACAGGAAAAAGACUCAAGUCAAAUAAGUGUAUCCAUAGCCUCAGGUAAGUUAAGGAGACCUGUAAUCACGACCCCCUCUAGAAAACCAAGUUGUCGAUCAUCUUUUCAGAAGUCAUCCACGAUACUAAGUGAAGAGAGCCCUCUACCAUGUGCUGGUUCAUGUAAUAUCAAUGAGUAUACUAUUCUCGUAUCAUGCAAAUUAUGCGAAACCCCUCAACAGAAAGGGUCCGUAAUGGAGGCAGACUUGAGGGCGCUGGCUUCCACCAGUGCCCAUUCGAACCCUGACAAGUUUCGUGUGACGUCAAAGUCCUCGAUAGUCUCCCUUAAUACAGUCGAGGCUGCGCCUUUCCACGCAAUAUCUUCACAAAGAGUGGACAAAAAGAAUUGCCAGUCGUCAACCGAUCACAGUUUUCUGUUGGAAAGCUCACAACAAUCACACCAUGAUCCCUUACGCGUCGAGUACAUUCCUAUCGCUGACGACACCAAAAGUAGCUCCAUCGACAUGACCACAAUAUCUAACAUUCACAAGAAUGUUGGGGACGGCGAACGAUACCACGAUAUUACCACGACAAGUAUUACAUACGACAGCAUGCUAGGGAGGAGAACUGACCGCUCCUCUUCCCUGAAGACCGAGUUUCAUUGUGCGUCUGGUAUCGUCGAAAUACUACCAGUUGGUAAUUCGAUCUCAGAUUUAGGGUUAAUCUCUACCAGUGAUUCAUGCAAGCGCCGGGUUUCUAAGCAAGAGGAUGCGAUUGAAAAGAAGGAGCUGCAACAAUUUGCCGCGCGUUACUACAAGCGAAUUCAGGUAUCCUUGGGUUGCUGGGGGAGACCUCAGUGCAGCGCAACGGAUGGGCACAGUCACGGCGGCGAAGACUCCCGGAGGGCGUCUGGGUCUACCGCACUGAUCCCUAAUCGACAGCUCAUAACGCACCCCGCACUUCGUCUUCCUGCGUUUGUGGCAACGUCGAGUAUGACACUAACGGCAUCGCGAAGUCGGAGGAGCUUAUGCAUGUCUAAAUUCUUUUGCGGGCGGUCCCCAUCACCGCUCUCUUAA
Messenger RNA from Phytomonas sp. Hart1, 1521 nucleotides. The record is from the annotation of a GenBank genome assembly. NCBI's taxonomy places the organism in Eukaryota, Euglenozoa, Kinetoplastea, Trypanosomatida, Trypanosomatidae.